AUGAAGACGGAGCAGCUGGACUACGUUCUGGUGCCGCUGGGGCUGGCGGUGAUGGCGGGGUACCACGCGUGGCUGCUCCUCCGCGUCCGCCGCCGGCCGUCGACCACCGUCAUCGGCGUCAACGCCAUCAACCGCCGCAUCUGGGUCCGUCACGUCAUGGAGGAGCCGUCCGGGAAGCACGCGGUGCUGGCGGUGCAGACGAUCCGCAACAACAUCAUGGCGUCGACGCUGCUCGCCUCGACGGCCAUCACCCUCAGCUCCCUGAUCGCCGUCCUCAUGUCCAGCGGCGGCGGCGGCGAGGGCAGCGCCAGCGCCGCCUCCACCGACAACAGCGGCGGCCUCCUCCCGGGCGCGCCGCUGGUGGUGGGCGCGACGGGCGCGCCGGCGCUGUCGGCCAAGUUCUUCGCGAUCCUGGUGUGCUUCCUGGUGGCGUUCCUCCUCAACGUGCAGUCGAUCCGGUACUACAGCCACGCGAGCGUGCUCGUGAACGUGCCGCCCGGCGCGUGGCGCCGCCGCCGCGGGCGCGCCGCCGCCGUCGGGUACGCCACGGACGUGCUCAACCGCGGGAGCUACUUCUGGUCGCUGGGCGCGCGGGCCUUCUACUUCUCGUGCCCCGUCUUCCUCUGGCUCUUCGGGCCCAUCCCCAUGCUCGUGGCCUGCGUCGCCAUGGUCUGCGCGCUCUACUUCCUCGACGUGUGCAAGGACUGGGCGGAGGAGGGGGACGGAGGCGACGAUGAUGACGAUGACCAUCAGUGUACUAGCGACGAGAGGUCGUCAACAGGGCAACAAGGGAAGGAUGGAGAGCAGCAGGUGUAG
Panicum hallii is the source of this 816-nucleotide messenger RNA. RefSeq lists its product as uncharacterized. The record is from RefSeq and is a predicted model, not a curated record. Lineage: Eukaryota; Viridiplantae; Streptophyta; Magnoliopsida; Poales; Poaceae. The transcript is spliced from 2 exons. Bases 1 to 816 code for a protein of 271 amino acids.